UUGAUGAUAUGCAGAUGUGCAUGCUAUCAGUAUUCUUGAGUCUGUAGUCCUGCAUAGGGACAUGCAUAAUAAAGAAUAAUCAACAUUUUUCAUUGAACAAACGUCACUAUUAGCAUUCUUCAUUGAACUUCAUUGUUAAAUGAUAUAAAGUAUAGCGUGCAAUGCAUUGUUUUGAAUACAUAUGCAUGAAUGGUACACUAUGGGUACACAUUAAUACAUUACAGGGCUUUGGUCAAAUAUUGUUUUAAAUGUGCUUAAUAAAUCAGAUUUAUUACUUUUAUAUUGAUUAAAAUUAUUCUUUUGGACUAAUGCGUAGUCAUAUUUUGGCAACAUUUGACACAAUGUUGUUUAAUGGUUUUAAUCAUUUAUAGAUUGAAUGUAAAAUAAUUUGUUAAUACAUUUUUUUUUUUUUUUUUUGGCAAUCUUUUUUUGUAGGGUAGUAAUAAUCUGGAAGGAGUCUUUACAUAAAUUGUCAUGUGACACACAGCACAAGGUAUUUAAAAGGUGUUCUAUUUAAGAUAAUACCGUGGGCUAUGCAUUUUGAAUUCAAAUCACUUAAAACACAAAGAGCAAACUAAGUGGCAUUUUGCUUCUCUUUUAGACGCUGGGUUUCAAUUUUUGGUCUGACAUUUCGGGAUGUGAUGGCGAAGAGUGGGUGGAAAAUUUUGACAGAGAACCAAAGUAUCUUUUAUCGGCUCAUAACAGAACCGAAUGUUCACAACAAAGGCACCCAGGAUCGCCUCCCAAGUCACUGGCUCUUUCAUUUCCUGUUAUACAGGAAAUUGCCUUAGAGGCGACUGAUAGCUUUGCCUUAGAGCUGUAAUUUUAUCUCACUUUCAGCUUGCUUUCAUUAAAAAAGCGCCUGCAUUAUAUGGUGUAGCCAACACCAUUUAUUCAAUGUGGUCUUUAAACAGUGCACAUUUGCAAACACAACCACAAGGUGACUAAUUCUGCUCUGACAGGUGAUUAUCUCUCAUUGACCAAGUGUACAAGUCUCAGAAAAUCUAUGUAGCUUUAGUUUGUUUAUUUUACCUUACUAUAAAUAUCCAAUCCGCUUUAAAUAAGAAACUAUAUUGCUAUAAGUCAGACAGCUAAUAUAAAAUUGUUCACUUUUUGCAUUUUAUAUAUCAAUUUCAAUCAUGUUAAUGCCUUGUUCUUUUGCUGUGGAUAUAGAUCAACAUAACCUGAUCUGUGCAGAGCUUUAUACUACACCAGAUCAUGAGUAGAUUAAGACUGGUAAUACAUGAUCAGUAAACUACUGACAUAAUAUAACUUUUCUUUUUUUUAUGAUCCACGCAUCAGCCUCCCAAUGUACGCAAGACAGCAGGAGAGAGGAGUUCUUAUCAACGUCUUUCGUCACGCUAUAUAAGCAGGGCUCUGGCAGUGCUCGAGAAGGUGGAGUGCAGUGUAGAGCAGUGCACUCAGCAUCCAAUGGCUUCACAGGUACAGAAGAAGAAGGGGUCCGAGGCACUCCCUGUGCACUCUGAAAUGCACAGCAAAAACAAUACUCAAGAAACAAUGCCUGUGCCAUCGGACCCCCAAAAUCAGAAAAAAGGUCCUGAGAUCCCAAAGUCACCGGUGGGGCUGCUGAGGAAGAGGGGUAAGGAAGCAAUUCCAAAGAUGCAACCAUCGAUGAUGAUGUUUUCCAGCAAAUACUGGGCACGUCGGGGAUUAUCUCUGGAUUCAGCUACACUUGAUCAGCAGCACCUAGGAAAUAUGCUUCGUAGAACAUCCUUUAGUCGCAUAGAUGAGAAAACAGACAAAGAGGAUACAGUCUCAUCUUGUGACAGCAGUAAAACAGCAGUGAUUUUCUCUCUGAAGAACGAGGUGGGAUGUCUGGUGAAAUCUCUUCGGCUUUUCCAGGAAAAGCACAUCAAUCUGGCCCACAUUGAAUCCCGUAAAUCAAAGCGAGUUGCCUCUGAGGUGGAGAUAUAUGCAGAGUGUAACUGCACAAAAAAGGAAUUCAACGAGCUGGUGCAGCACCUCAAAGACCAUGUCAACAUUAUCUCUUAUAACACACCGCAAAAUGUGUGGUCAGUAGAGGCUGACUGUUUGGACUAUGUGUGUGUUUUGGGUGGCUUGCCAGAUGUUGAAGGCGUCCCUUGGUUUCCUCAGAAGAUCUCCGAAUUGGACCAGUGCUCACACAGAGUGCUUAUGUAUGGCUCAGAGCUGGAUGCUGAUCAUCCUGGAUUUAAAGACAACAUCUAUAGGCAGAGGAGGAAGUACUUUGUAGAGGUUGCAAUGAACUACAAAUUUGGCCAGCCCAUUCCACGCAUUGAGUACACAGAAGAGGAGGUGAAGACUUGGGGAGUGGUGUUCCGGGAGCUCACUAAACUUUAUCCCACCCAUGCCUGUCGCGAGUACUUGAAAAAUCUCCCACUGCUCACAAAACAUUGUGGAUAUCGUGAGGACAACAUCCCCCAGCUGGAGGAUGUCUCUCUCUUCCUAAGAGAAAAGUCAGGGUUUACAGUGCGGCCUGUGGCUGGUUACCUGUCACCUAGAGACUUUCUGGCUGGUCUGGCAUAUCGAGUGUUUAACUGCACCCAAUAUGUACGCCACAGCACUGACCCACUCUACACACCAGAGCCGGACACUUGCCAUGAGCUCCUGGGUCAUGUCCCACUCUUAGCAGAUCCCAAGUUUUCUCAGUUCUCACAGGAAAUUGGCCUAGCUUCUCUUGGAGCUUCAGAUGAAGAUGUGCAAAAGUUGGCUACUUGCUAUUUCUUCACCAUUGAGUUCGGCCUGUGCAAACAAGAUGGCCAGUUGAGAGCCUAUGGUGCAGGACUGCUUUCGUCAAUUGGAGAGUUAAGGCAUGCAUUAUCAGAAAAAGCUGUAGUGAAGCAGUUUGAUCCCAAAACUACAUGCUACCAGGAGUGCCUCAUCACAACUUUUCAAGAUGUUUACUUUGUCUCAGAGAGUUUUGAAGAGGCCAAAGAAAAGAUGAGGGAAUUUGCCAAAACGAUCAAGAGGCCCUUCUCUGUCUACUAUAACCCAUACACCCAGAGCAUUGACCUGUUGAAGGACACCAGGAGCAUAGAGAAUGUGGUGCAUGACCUCCGCAGUGACCUCACUACAGUCUGUGAUGCACUGGGGAAAAUGAACAAGUACCUUGGCAUCUAGAAGCACUCAAAUUAGUUGUAACCCUUUUUCUGCUUUGUAUUGAAAACCAAGCUGCAAUUGCAUUUCCUAGUGUCUAAUGGUGUUCUUUAUAAUAUAACCUGAUCCCAAAGUCAAGCAGAGCAUGGUCUUCCUGUCUGGUGUCUUCAUGCGUUUUCCAGCUUUCAUUGUCAGUUUAUUCAUUUGUACAUGCCUGCCAGUACUACAGAGGCGGCAGCAUGCAUCCAUUUGUGGUUGCUGAUUGUAAUUUGCUAAUCAUAGUAUUCUGUAAUCCAAUUGCCCAAGUUCCUGACUAGGUCCAACUUCAUUAUGAGAGAGCAAACAGGAAGUUUGAGAUUGAUGAUUCCAGAUGCUAAGGCAGAAAUAUACCCCAAUUUGUUCUAGUCAAUUAGAAGCAGUCUGCUUCACAGACCCAGUCUAUGGAAUAAUCUAGAAUAAAUGCUGUUGUACAUUAUAUUAGAAUCAUAUGGAACUGCUUUGUUGCUUUAGACUGAGAAAAAUGAUAUGGCAAUGGAAAUAAAUAUAUCCAAAAGAUUAUCAUAAAGAGUCUAGUAUUAAAUGUGUUACCUCUCUGUGCCUCUAUUUAAAUCUGAAAUGAGAGUAAUCAUAAAUCAAUGUGUGUUUUAUUUGUUUUACUCAGGCCGAGAUGAAUGUUAAUAGUAUUGUGCCUAAAAUAAACUGAAAACAUAUUAAAUUAUAAUAUAAUAUAUAUAAUUAUAAAUUAUCUGUAUAGAAUAUCAAUGGAUAAAACUGCAGCAUGUUUGAGUGAAUACUACAGUCCCUUUAUCUGGAUAGUGCUUAGAUGUACUGGUUAUAUUCGCAGUUGAUAAAUGUACCAGAUGCUUGUUUAUUAAAGCAUAUAUUUUAUGUCUUUUAUUUAUCUGUCUUAGUUUUUUAUUCUGUUUUCAACACUGAACAUAUUUCCAGUAACAGUGACAUACAACAUAUGUCAACAUAUGCACAUAU
Silurus meridionalis is the source of this 4083-nucleotide messenger RNA. It is a transcript of the gene tph2, whose product is annotated as tryptophan hydroxylase 2 (tryptophan 5-monooxygenase). Gene Ontology annotation, biological process: serotonin biosynthetic process; aromatic amino acid metabolic process. Gene Ontology annotation, molecular function: iron ion binding; tryptophan 5-monooxygenase activity. Lineage: Eukaryota; Metazoa; Chordata; Actinopteri; Siluriformes; Siluridae. The transcript has 11 exons. The record is from RefSeq and is a predicted model, not a curated record. The coding region runs from base 1432 to 3120 and encodes 562 amino acids. Gene Ontology annotation, cellular component: neuron projection.